Aphanomyces invadans is the source of this 1399-nucleotide messenger RNA. RefSeq lists its product as hypothetical. Gene Ontology annotation, biological process: Arp2/3 complex-mediated actin nucleation. The record is from RefSeq and is a predicted model, not a curated record. Bases 31 to 1308 code for a protein of 425 amino acids. Gene Ontology annotation, cellular component: Arp2/3 protein complex; actin cortical patch. NCBI's taxonomy places the organism in Eukaryota, Oomycota, Saprolegniomycetes, Saprolegniales, Verrucalvaceae. The transcript has 5 exons. Gene Ontology annotation, molecular function: actin filament binding.
CCCAAAGUCGGGCAUCCGAGUCUGGGCAAGAUGAGCGACAAGCCUGCGGUCGUGAUUGACAAUGGGACGGGGUUUACCAAGAUGGGGUACGCUGGCAACGCCGAACCGAGCUACAUCAUUCCGUCGACAAUUGCAGUCGGUGCGGACAACUCUACAAGCGGGGGUCGCACUGGUGGUACCCGCGUCGGGCAAAGUCAAGGCAUUGAUGACUUGGACUUCCACAUUGGGCAGGCUGCUUUCGAGAACUCGUCGACGCACCAACUGAACUACCCCAUCAAACAAGGUAUCAUCGACAACUGGGACAAUAUGGAAAAGUUGUGGCAGCGCUGCUUGUUUCAGCAUCUACGAUGUGAACCCGAGGACCACUACAUGCUCCUGACAGAACCCCCGCUGAACCCUCCCGAGAACCGCGAAGCCACGGCGGAAAUCAUGUUUGAAACGUUCAACGUCCCGGGGUUGUACAUUGCCGUGCAAGCAGUCUUGGCACUGUACGCGUCGUGGCCGAAAGUCAAGGACCCAUCGCAGCGAUCGCUCACGGGCACCGUCAUCGACUCGGGUGACGGUGUGACCCACGUGAUCCCCGUCGCGGACGGCUACGUGAUCGGCAGUUGCAUCAGCCACGUCCCACUGGCCGGACGCGAUAUCACGUCAUUCAUCCAGCGCAUGAUGCGCGAUCGUGGCGAAGUCGUGCCCCCAGAAGAGUCGCUCGAAGUUGCUCGAAAAGUGAAGGAAUUGCACAGCUACGUGUGCCCAGAUAUUGUGAAGGAGUUUAAAAAGUACGAUGCCAACCCGGCCAAGUACAUCUUGCCUUACUCGGACGUCCACCCCCGCACCAAGCAACCGUGGCAAGUAGACAUCGGGUAUGAGCGAUUUCUUGCUCCCGAGAUCUUCUUCAACCCGGAGAUCUUUUCCACCGACUUCACGACGCCGCUGCCGAACGUAGUGGACCAAGCAAUUCUCAAGUGCCCCAUCGACUGCCGCCGCGGGUUGUAUAAGAACAUUGUGCUCUCGGGGGGGUCGACCAUGUUUAAGGAUUUCGGUCGCCGUCUCCAGCGCGACGUGAAGCGACUCGUGGACGACCGGCAGCAGGCCAACUUGGCGCUGCACUCCAAGUACGCCAAGCAGCACGCAGAAGAGCUCGACGUCAAUGUGAUCAGCCACCGCAUGCAGCGAUUCGCCGUUUGGUUUGGCGGGAGCAUGGUGGCGUCGACGCCGGAGUUCCAUCGCGUGUGCCACACCAAGGCCCAGUACGACGAAGAAGGCCCCCGCAUUGCCCGACACAACCCCGUCUUCUCGGCCACCAUGUAGAGAGUGGAAGUUGCUGACAUCAAACAUCGUCGUCGGUGUGUUGAACGUAGAUCGAGCUCAACGUCGUUUCUGCAGAAUGCUACAGCGUCAU